GAUCACAUUCAUUAUACUAGUUCAAACUCAAACGAAGAACUCUACCAUCGACUUCCGUCACUGAUAUCGGUUUCAUAAAAAUAGAACAGACAGGGCACACUCAACAUGGCUUCUAAUCUAGGCGUGCCCCCUGCAGGAGUAUGGGCGCCAGCAGUCACAGCAUUCAACAGCGAAGACGAUACAAUUGAUUAUGAAUCUGCAAAGAAGUACUACACUUAUUUAUCGCGCAGUGGACUUGUAGGCUUGGUGAUUCUGGGGACCAAUGCAGAGACCUUUCUCUUGACCCGAGAAGAGCGAGCACAACUCAUAAAGACUGCUCGUGAAGCUGUAGGGCCUGAUUAUCCCAUCAUGGCUGGUGUGGGUGGGCAUUCCACGAAACAGGUCCUAGAAUACAGUCAAGAUGCAUACGACGCUGGUGCCAAUUAUCUUCUUGUAUUACCACCAGCCUAUUUUGGCAAACAGACUACACCAGCCGUCGUCAAACGCUUUUUUGCAGACGUAGCUCGCAAAGCUCCUCUGCCGGUGGUUCUUUACAACUUCCCUGGAGUCACGAACGGUGUCGACCUUGACUCCGAGCUCAUAACCGACAUUGUCAAUGCAUCAGCCGCCGCAUCUCCGGAUGGUAUCAGUAACGUCGUUGGAGUGAAACUUACUUGCGCACAAGUCGGGAAGAUUACCAGACUCGCCGGCACAUUUGGACCGGAUGUAUUCUCUGUAUACGGUGGACAAUCCGAUUUCCUUCUCGGCGGUCUUUCGGUUGGAUCUGCAGGAUGUAUUGCUGCGUUUGCAAAUAUAUUCCCCAAGACGAUAUCGCAUAUCUACAAUCUUUACAAGGAAGGGAAACACGAGGAGGCGCUGGCGUUACAUCAAAAAGCUGCUUUGGCAGAAUCGCCGAGUAAGAGUGGAAUUGCGACGACAAAGUAUGCGGUGGCAUUGUAUUCGGCUCCAAAGGCGGGGAUUGAGAAUGCAGAGGAGAAAUUCUUGCCUCGUACGCCGUAUGAGCCGCCUAGUGAGGCUACGAAGCAGCUGGUUAGGAAUGUGAUGUCUGAGUUGGCGGCGAUUGAAGAGAAGCUUUGAUUUGGGACUGGGUAAUUCUGUGUACCUGUUAUUUACCUUUUGUAUUGACUAGGAUAAAGUCGAGAAGAAACG
Messenger RNA from Talaromyces stipitatus ATCC 10500, 1149 nucleotides. RefSeq names its product dihydrodipicolinate synthetase family protein. Gene Ontology annotation, molecular function: 4-hydroxy-tetrahydrodipicolinate synthase activity. The coding region runs from base 106 to 1077 and encodes 323 amino acids. The transcript has 2 exons. Lineage: Eukaryota; Fungi; Ascomycota; Eurotiomycetes; Eurotiales; Trichocomaceae. The record is from RefSeq and is a predicted model, not a curated record.